UUGGUUCGGCUGCAGUUGGUGGCGUAGGUGUUGAAAGUUUUGGGCUAAGGCCAUCAAUGUCUGAAGAGUUAUUGGUGGAGUGCCCCGCGUCUACAAUGGCGAGUACAUUGCCGAUUCCGGCACCACAGAGCCCAGCACUGUUAUUGAACCCUUCACCAUCGCCGGCCGUUGCACCAAUAUCAAUCAUUGUGCCAUCGCAAAGCGUUUUACCACUGUUGAGUCCCACAUUAUCGCCGACCACCGCACCGAUAUCAAGCAUUGCAAUAUCGCCGAGCGCUACACAGUUGUUGAGUUCUUUACCGUCGCCGCAUGCAUCAACGUCGUUUGACGUGGAAAUUCCAAAUGAUACCCUGUUGGAUGUCGGCUCAUCGCGUCCAUCACGUGGGGAACGAAAAAAACUUAUGAAUGCCCUCAUUGCUAAUAUAGCAAAAAGAGGUACCAUCGAAGAACAGAGGCAACGUCGCGACGAGGAGCAACGCCAGGAGCACCUUGAAACGAUGCAGGCUAUCAAAGGGCUAACGAGCUGUGUGGCUGAGCUAAUACAGGUUUUGAAACCAAAUUAAAUAAACUUGCCAAACAAGUUUUAACAAGUGCUGAAAUCUACUUAAAGUACCUGCCAAAAUUGUUGAUGUUAAUUUUUAUUUGGCAAUGUUUUAUAAAAAUAUACAGUGACCAAACAAUAUUGUACAGGGAUGUGCCUAAUAUGUUCAUAAUGUUUUGAAUUAGGAAUUUUAUUCGGCAUUUUUUUAUAAAAGUAUGACUCAUCUAACAAAAUCGAAACUUUAAACUUUAUGCAAAAAAUA
Messenger RNA from Rhagoletis zephyria (snowberry fruit fly), 803 nucleotides. Its product is annotated as early nodulin-20-like. NCBI's taxonomy places the organism in Eukaryota, Metazoa, Arthropoda, Insecta, Diptera, Tephritidae. The record is from RefSeq and is a predicted model, not a curated record.